Messenger RNA from Mauremys mutica (yellowpond turtle), 1150 nucleotides. Its product is annotated as C-type lectin domain family 2 member D-like. The transcript has 6 exons. Bases 88 to 780 code for a protein of 230 amino acids. The record is from RefSeq and is a predicted model, not a curated record. Lineage: Eukaryota; Metazoa; Chordata; Testudines; Geoemydidae.
GGUCUGCUCGCUCGGGUCUCAGAUUCUAGGUCAGCUGGGAGAGGAGCCAAAGCCAGGGACACUGCACUGGCUGGAGCUGACUCUGCCAUGGCUGCUAGAGCCAUUUCUUGCAACUGGCUCCAAGCUGAUCAGAGUCCAGCACCCAUCGCUGCCUCCCUGAGAAGAGAGAUGGGGAACUGGGCGGAAGCAGAUCCCCCUAGACAGCCUCUUAACCACACCACAGACUUGGAGAGUGGAGGAGAACCAGGUCAUCCAGCUAAUUCCAGCUCCAGGAAACCUGCAGUAUGGAAUCGUCCAGCUGCCCUCAGAGCCAGAAUUGUGGUUGCAAUGGUCGUCAUCGUCGCUCUAGUAGCAGCUUUGAUAGUGGUAACAUCUAAGCAGCCUCCUCCAUGCCCCCCUGCUGCCUCCUGGUGCCCGGACGGCUGGAUCCGGAUCCAAGGGAAAUGUUACUAUUUUUCUAAGUCCGAAGGGAACUGGACCUACAGCCAGAACUUCUGCUCGUCACACGCUGCCUCCCUGGCCGGGAUUGAGAGUCUGCAGGAGCUGGGUUCCCUGCUCCCAUACGAAGGCAAACUGGACCACUGGAUCGGCCUCUGGAAGGAUGCGGGCCAGGUCUGGAAAUGGGCCGACGGGACCGAGUUUGACCAUUGGUUUGAAAUACAUGGAGGAGCAGACUGUGCGCAGCUGGAUGAAGAUUUCACUGUUGUCACAUCAAGCUGCAGCACACCAAGAAAAUGGAUCUGCAGUAAACCUGAUACCCCUGUGGGAGGGGAUUCGUGAACAAGGGAAUUGGAGACCAGCUGUGGCAAAGCCUGGUUCUAGUCCCCUCCAUGGCCCCUCCAUGCUGCAGCCUGGUUCCUUUGUUUCUUAGUCAGUCUGUCUCCAGGAUUUUAUCCAGUCCUAGUCAUCAAUUACCCUAAUGCUGCCGUUUGUGACCCUUCUCUCGGGGAGACUGGUGCAGUUUCAGGGUAACUGGAUCUCUAUCCCACCUCCAUUAGGUCAGGUCUCGAGUCUCCAGCCCGAACCCCAGUGCCCUUUACCUUGGGGUUCUGCCCCCAGCAGUACUCCCACACUCUGAUCUCCCCUCCCAGGGGAACCCCCAACCCUCUACACCCACCUUGCCUCAGUGGCUACUGCCAGUCAUCAUCUA